AUGAGGAUAUCCCUGGAAAUCUCGCAUUCGCCAUCUCACAUAGCUCGUCGUAACAACAACAGCAUUGUGAUCAGAUGUGAUUUCUUUUACUCUGGCCAUCUGGCACCGCAGCGCGCGUUGCUCGAGGUUCACAAAAUGCGAACAGUUCAGCCUAAAUCAGCUGACGCUUUCAUCGAAGAGGCAUUCGUUCGCCGGGAAUUGGCCGAUAAUUUCUGCUAUUACAAUCCGAAGUACGAUUCAAUCAAAGGUGCUUAUCAAUGGGCCCAAGAGACACUACGCUUGCAUGAACGCGACAGGAGAAGCCCGGCAUACGGUGAUUCCGAUAUGGAGGAUGCUAACACAAAAGACGAUCUGUGGAAUGCUACACAACGUCAACUGACGCGAACGGGCAAGAUACAUGGCUUUCUGCGCAUGUACUGGGCCAAGAAAAUCCUCGAGUGGCAUAAAGAUGGCCCGGCAGCUGCACUGAAACUGGCGUUACGUCUGAACGACAAGUACAGCUUAGAUGGUACAGAUCCGAAUGGCUUUGUAGGUGUAAUGUGGUCCAUCUGUGGUGUGCACGAUCAAGGAUGGGCGGAAAGGCCAGUAUUCGGGAAAAUCCGGUGUAUGACUUACAAAGGAUGCGCCGGGAAGUUCUCAAUUCCAGAAUUCGUGUCACGAUAUUCAAGCUGA
This is a messenger RNA of Echinostoma caproni, 672 nucleotides long. Lineage: Eukaryota; Metazoa; Platyhelminthes; Trematoda; Plagiorchiida; Echinostomatidae. The record is from the annotation of a GenBank genome assembly.